AUGUCGAUUCCCUCUCUUCAGAACGCGCUCGUCGCAGAUAGUGAUUGUACUAUCUCGGGAGAACAUCCCGUUAUCCAGUCUAUCACGAUACUCGAUGCCAGAUGCCUCUGUGCUCCAACACUACUCCCCGAGUCCAGCGUUACUCAAGUCGCUUAUGUACAUGUUCGCAUUCCCGCGUCUGAUAACCAGAACUCCAUCCAGGGUUAUCUCGCCACUUUGAAUGCGAACUUCGACCCACUCCCCAUCGAUGUGUCAGCCUUCGAAUCCUUCUCUCUGGCACAGCUAGACCAUCGAUUGAAAGGAAAGGUCGUCUCCAUAUUGGCAAAAGCUUUUCUCGAUCUUCAAUCCGUUGCCUCCGAGGACGCCAUCUCGAAGCCAAUCAAUCGUAAACAAGGUCAUGUACAAAAGUAUAUGGUGGCACUUGUUGGUGUUGGGAGUGCUCUACUUGGUGCAGUUGCCAUGUUUCUCGAAGGCCAAGAACGACGGAGGUUGAGAGGCGCGGUGGCUGCAAAUACUGCUGAAGGACUUGGGGAUUUUGCGAUACUAGCUCGAGGCACACGCGAGUAG
Molecule: messenger RNA, 567 nt
Organism: Lentinula edodes (shiitake mushroom)
Lineage: Eukaryota; Fungi; Basidiomycota; Agaricomycetes; Agaricales; Omphalotaceae
Exons: 2
Coding region: 1-567 (188 amino acids)
Source: RefSeq, a predicted model, not a curated record